This is a messenger RNA of Somion occarium, 2408 nucleotides long. The record is from the annotation of a GenBank genome assembly. Lineage: Eukaryota; Fungi; Basidiomycota; Agaricomycetes; Polyporales; Cerrenaceae.
AUGCUUGUCAGAUAUUCCUGGCUCAAUAACGAAGCAGCACAUAUACUAACCGCAUUCAUCCAAGAGUGUGUGUACAGCGCUUUAAUAGCUGGAACUUUCGGACCAGGAUGUAGAUCGGGCGUUGUCGGUGCCAAAUCGAAGCUCCGUCGGUACUCUAUAACACCGUUCUGCAGAAGAUCAUAUGCAGGCUCAGGCGUCGGCGCCGAGCGUCAUCCAUUGUUGACGAAGUGGAUCCUAACAUCGAAGAAAGUAAUUCCAUGUCAAAUGGAAUCCUGUCAAGUAUAUGCCUUCCGCUUUGCGUCGGCACAAAACUAGGGUCCUUUUCGAGCGUCGAAUUGAGUAUAAAAUGUUGGAGACUGAAGCAAGGUCUGUGUGCUUGUCCUCGUCUUUUCUACUGAAUCCACUUCUGUCAAAUCAUCCUACACAAUGACGUCCACCUACAAAGACAUUGAUGUCUUCAUUGCGGGCAGCGGUCCUAUUGGCGCAACAUUCGCGAAGAAGUGCGUCGACGCUGGCCUCCGUGUUCUCAUGACCGAAAUUGGUGCCGCCGAUUCUUUUACGUCCAAGAAAGAGAAGGGCGCUACGGCGCACUCUGGUCACGAUGAGACGUUCUCCGCCAACUUCGAACCCGGCUUCGUCAAAGUUCCAGGUUACCAUAAGAAGAACGAGAUCGAAUACCAAAAGGAUAUCGAUCGUUUCGUAAAUGUCAUCAAGGGUGCUCUUAGCACCGUAUCAAUCCCAACUUCGAACAAUGCCGUCCCGACUCUCGAUCCGGCUAGUUUCCAAAACUCGAAGGAGCGACCGUUCAUUUCUCUAGGGAAGAACCCUUCCCAGAAUCCGUUCAAUAACCUCGGUGCGGAAGCUGUCACUCGCGGUGUUGGAGGAAUGACCACUCACUGGACCUGUGCCACUCCUCGAUUCAACCCCGACAUCGAACGGCCUAAAUUGGACAACAACACCGCAACCAAUGAUGAGCUCUGGAAGAAGCUCUAUGCUGAGGCCGAACAAUUGAUCGGGACAUCUGAGAAAGAAUUUGACGAGUCCAUCAGGCACAACCUGGUUCUCAGGACGCUGCAGAACAAGUUCAAUCCCUCAGUCAGGAAGUUCAAGCCGCUUCCACUCGCCUGCCACCGCCUUUCUGAUCCCGAAUACGUCGAAUGGCAUGCCACUGAUCGUAUCCUGGAGGAACUCUUCACGGAUCCCAAGAAACGCCACAACUUCAUCUUGUUGACCAACCACCGUUGCUCGAGGGUCAUUAUCAAGGAGUCUGCACCAGGUCAAGGCGAACACACCAUCGAAGGAGCCGAAUUAACGAACUUGUUGCCUCAUACUCACGUAAACAGCUUCCAGGGUGGAGAAUCGAGUUUUGUUGUUCGUGCUAAGGUCUACAUUAUCGCUGCAGGUUCGGUGGCCACGGCUCAGAUCCUGGCCAAUUCUCAGAAGAAGAAAGUGACACCUCCUCCCAACACUCCGGAGGAUGAUAACAAGAAGAUUGAUACUCCUCUCAUCCCUAACCUUGGCAAAUACAUCACAGAGCAACCUAUGACAUUCUGCCAGAUUGUGCUGGAUGCGAAGUUGAUCAACUCUGUGGACAACAACCCGUUCAAUCUUCCCUGGUGGAUGGCCAAAGUGGAUGAACACCGAAGGCGCAACCCUCGGGACCCAAUCCACAUUCCAUUCCGCGAUCCCGAACCUCAGGUCACAACGCCCUUCACUAAGGAGCACCCCUGGCACACUCAGAUUCAUCGUGAUGCCUUCUCUUACGGUGCGGUUGCCGAGACCAUCGAUACGCGUUUAAUCGUCGACUUCCGUUUCUUCGGCUAUGUCGAGCCUCGUGAGACCAACCAGCUUCGUUUCCAGCAGUACUACGACGAUGCCUACGGCAUGCCUCAGCCGACUUUCGAGUUCCAGAUGAGUGAGGACGAUAGUGCUCGUUCUCGUCGUAUGAUGGAUGAUAUGUGCAGCAUCGCUUUGAAGCUCGGUGGAUAUUUGCCCGGCUCUGAGCCGCAGUUCAUGACUCCGGGAUUAGCGCUUCAUCUUGCUGGAACAGUUCGUGCGGGACUGGACAAGAAAACUCACGUCGCAGAUACAUACAGCAAGGUCUAUGACUUCAGGAAUCUCUACGUGGGAGGAAACGGCGUCAUCCCGACGGGCUUCGGUGCCAACCCUACGCUUACGUCUAUUUGCUACGCAAUUCGGGCUUCAGAGCACAUCAUCAACGAGAUCAAGCAGUACAAGUAGUGUGGUCCAGGAUGCGUGGCGUUCAGGUUGAGUCGGUGUUUUCUGUGAUCAAGCCAGUCGACAGCCGUGUACAAUACUAGGUGUUAUCUUUCUCUGUCUGUACAAUACUGUGUUUCCAUACGUGUCUGCAUUGAUAGUCUCGUGACAACGUUGCAAUGAUUGUAUGU